UCGUGGAGUGGACGUCUUGUUGGGGUCGGGAAGUGGAGUGCCGGUGUUAUCAGCAUUGGAAAAGAUGCCUGCCCCAGCUACCACAUAUGAAAGAAUAGUUUACAAAAAUCCUUCAGAGUACCACUACAUGAAAGUUUGCCUAGAAUUUCAAGAUCAUGGAGUUGGACUGAAUGCUGCACAGUUCAAACAUCUGCUAAUUUCAGCCCUGAAAGACCUGUUUGGAGAGGUUGAUGCUGCCUUACCCUUGGACAUCCUAACCUAUGAAGAAAAGACUUUGUCAGCCAUCUUGAGAAUAUGUAGCAGUGGUCUUGUCAAAUUGUGGAGCUCUUUGACCCUAUUAGGAUCCUACAAAGGCAAAAAAUGUGCUUUCAGAGUGAUUCAGGUUUCUCCAUUUCUCCUUGCAUUAUCUGGUAAUAGUAGGGAACUAGUAUUGGACUGAAUAGCCUGCAAUUUCAGAAAUAUUUCUUCACUCUAAAAAAUAUUUUUUGGUCCCUGCAUGAUGUUUGAAGACUGAAGCAGGGUAAAAGCCUCUGUUCAUGAAAUUCAAGGGUGCUGAAAAAUGUUCCCAAUAAUUGCCAUUCAUCGUCUUUGGUGGGCUGGGCUUCGGAGGAGAGUCUGCCUGAACCAGCCAGUGCUGAACAGGCAGCCUUGUCAGCGUAUGCGCGUCAAAGUUGGAGACCGGGCUGAACUUAGCAGGGCCUUCACACACAGGGAUGUGGCUACCUUCUCAGAGUUAACAGGCGAUGUCAAUCCUUUGCAUUUAAAUGAAGAUUUUGCAAAACACACCAAGUUCGGAAAGACAAUUGUACAUGGGGUUUUGAUCAAUGGACUUAUCUCAGCUCUCCUUGGUACUAAAAUGCCAGGACCAGGCUGUGUCUUUCUUUCUCAGGAAAUUAACUUUCCAGCCCCUUUAUAUAUUGGAGAAGUUGUUUUAGCUUCUGCAGAAGUGAAAAAACUUAAGCGGUUCAUUGCUGUUAUUGAAGUGUCAUGUUCUGUAAUAGAAAGUAGAAAGACUGUUAUGGAA
Messenger RNA from Otolemur garnettii (small-eared galago), 1024 nucleotides. It is a transcript of the gene RPP14, whose product is annotated as ribonuclease P/MRP subunit p14. Gene Ontology annotation, biological process: tRNA 5'-leader removal. NCBI's taxonomy places the organism in Eukaryota, Metazoa, Chordata, Mammalia, Primates, Galagidae. The record is from RefSeq and is a predicted model, not a curated record. Bases 65 to 439 code for a protein of 124 amino acids. Gene Ontology annotation, cellular component: ribonuclease P complex. The transcript has 6 exons.